This is a messenger RNA of Babjeviella inositovora NRRL Y-12698, 324 nucleotides long. RefSeq names its product Tim12p (gene TIM12). The transcript is spliced from 2 exons. NCBI's taxonomy places the organism in Eukaryota, Fungi, Ascomycota, Pichiomycetes, Serinales. Gene Ontology annotation, biological process: protein insertion into mitochondrial inner membrane. Bases 1 to 324 code for a protein of 107 amino acids. Gene Ontology annotation, cellular component: mitochondrial inner membrane. The record is from RefSeq and is a predicted model, not a curated record.
AUGUCUUUUUUCAUAAACCAGAACAACCUCUCCCAGUUGGAAGUGAACCAGGAUAAGAUCAAGCUUGCGGAGAUACAGUUUGAGGCCAUGUCUCAGACCUUCAACACAAUCAUGUACCUGUGCAAGGAAAAGUGUAUCCCACACCUCUACGGUGAAUUGGAGCUUCUCAAGGGUGAACAGAUCUGCAUCGACAGAUGUGUCGCCAAAUACAUGACCGCAAACCGCAAGGUCGGCGAGUUGGUUCAGAGAUCUGGCUUACACCCUGAUUAUGACAUGCCAGCGUACCAGAAGGUUAAAAAGAUCUUGGAGGAGAACCAGAAAUAG